Messenger RNA from Ylistrum balloti, 3628 nucleotides. Its product is annotated as glucosidase 2 subunit beta-like. The transcript is spliced from 7 exons. Gene Ontology annotation, cellular component: glucosidase II complex. The record is from RefSeq and is a predicted model, not a curated record. Gene Ontology annotation, biological process: N-glycan processing. The coding region runs from base 129 to 1307 and encodes 392 amino acids. NCBI's taxonomy places the organism in Eukaryota, Metazoa, Mollusca, Bivalvia, Pectinida, Pectinidae.
UAUAUUAGGACGAAGACAAAAGUGCAUUUAACCUUCAUAAAUUAUGCUCUUGUCGCCAUAUUUAAGGUAAAAUUAGAGUGACGAAAUCGUAAUACACCAAGAAAUGACAUAUUCGAAGUUUGCACAAUAUGCCGAGGAAUGUACUGACAAAGAGGAAGAAACAUAUUCUUCUACUCAUUCUAUCUGCUGGCUUCAUAUUCCUCACCUUUCAGAUUUUUUCUUUGUCUGCUCUGAACAUUAGUAGUAGAUUGUCUGCUCUCAGGGCUAUGGAAGAGGAUGGGGAAGUUGGCAUCAACCUUGUUCGAGGAAACCGACAUCGCCGAAAUCAGGCAAUAGAGGAAUUUGAUAUGCAUGUAGAAAUAGACGUUGAUCAAGGGAAAUCUGUCAGGGAAGGAAACUUUGAAAAUCAUGAUCUAAAAUUUAAACCUGUGGAUAUCAAUCAUCAGCCACAAGGGGGCGGUGAAAGAGGAGAGAAUUUGGCGAUAGAUGUUUCUAAUUUGCCAACAGGUGUACAUCGGACAGAUGCCAAGUUCUAUAAAAAGAUUGAAGGCAAUAUGUUCCUUUGUCGUGAUAAAAAAAAAAACAUUCCGUUUACUCAAGUCAAUGAUGAUUUCUGUGACUGUGAUGACGGAUCAGAUGAGCCUGGCACGUCAGCAUGUUUGGAUGGAAGAUUUUUCUGCACUCACCAGAUCCCAGAUGAACGACCACAGAGUAUUGCCAGCAGUCGUGUUAAUGAUGGCCUCUGUGACUGUUGUGACGGCAGUGAUGAGUGGAAGGAGAUACCACCACCUCUGGGUGUUCAACGUGCAGCUGGAAAAACUGCUACUGUACUGACAGCACCUUGUCAGAACUUGUGUAACAAGGUUAUACAGAGAAAAGAGGAAGAUGCAAAAAUUCGAGAGAUUGGGAAACGUCAUAGACUGGAGUACAUCAAGGCCGCUGCACACCUUCUCGGGGAAGAAAAGGAGAAAUUUGGACCUGAUGGUGUUUUUUUCAAGUUGAGCCGGAAUUGCUUCCCUUUUAAAUCCUCAGGGUAUGAAUAUACAGUUUGUCCUUUUAAAAGUGUCAAACAGCAGCAGUUUCCUCGGGCAUCAAAGUUACUUGGAGAGACAGCAGUAUGGGAAUACAUGUCCGAGGGAUUAUAUAUCCUCAACAUGUUGAAUGGUGCAACACAUCUCUGUCCCGGAGAAUUGCCCCGUAAAUCGGUGAUAUCCUUCCUUUGUGGCAUAAAUGAUCGAGUCGUGUCAAUCCUGGAACAGGAGACAUGUGUUUAUCAAGUUAAGUUUUCCACUCCGGCAGCAUGCUGACCAUUAGUUACUUCAGAGAGUUCUAGUGUGGGGCUGUCCUGUAAAUUACAAUGAAUAAGAAUGUGUUCUUUUUAACAGUGACAGUAAGAUGUCCCAAACUAUACCAAACAAAAAAGGAAAAGAUGUGAGGCAAAGGAUGUUUAAACAUCAUUGGAAAAGAUGUGAAGCAAAGGAUGUUUUAAACUCCUAAGGAAAAGAUGUGAGGCAAAUGAUGUUUAAACACCAUUGGAAAAGAUGUGAAGCAGCGGAUGUUUUAAACUCCUAAGGAAAAGAUGUGAAGCAAAGGAUGUUUUAAACUCCUAAGGAAAAGAUGUGAAGCAGAGGAUGUUUUAAACUGCUAAAGAAAAGAUGUGAGGCAAAGGAUGUUUAAACGCCAUAGGAAAAAAUGUGAAGCAGAGGAUGUUUUAAACUCCUAAGGAAAAGAUGUGAAUUGUAGGAUGUUUAAACGCCAAAGGAAAUGAGGUGAAGCAGAGGGUGUCUUAUGACAGAAAAAAUGUGAAAAAGAGGAUGUUUUAAAACACCUGCAGAAGAGAUCUGAAGCAGAGGAUGUGUUUAAGAUAUAUGCAAGAGAAAGUAGAAUAAAAGGAGAUGUGGAAAUUGAAAAAAGAGACUUGAGAACACACAUAGAAAAUCUGUGCCAACAGAUCUAUAGGUAAUUGUUAACCCACAUGGUAAUGUGUUGCAUGUAUGUUGAGGAAAUGGCUAUAGUUCAAGACAGAGCUUGACGGAAACAAAUUUUGUGGGUACCUCGUGCAUCAAAAAGAGUUAACAACAGGAGUUCAAAAUCUAAAAAUUGGUGGUACCAUCUUAUUCUGCAGGAGCUCAAAGACAAGAAAUUGGCGGUACCCUGUAAUAGGAGCUUACAGCCUAGAAACUUAUGCUACCCUGUAAUAGGAUCUCACAGUCUAGAUAUUGAUGCUACCCUGUAAUAGGAGCUCACAGUCUAGAUAUUGAUGCUACCCUGUAAUAGGAGCUCACAGCCUAGAAACUUAUGGUACCCUGUAAUAGGAGCUCACAGUCUAGAAACUUAUGGUACCCUGUAAUAGGAGCUCACAGUCUAGAUAUUGAUGCUACCCUGUAAUAGGAGCUCACAGUCUAGAUAUUGAUGCUACCCAGUGAUUCUGAAGAAGCUCACACUUCUACUAUUUGCCAAACAGAAACAGUAUUGUGUGUUUGGUUUAUUGUUGUAUAAAUACAAAAAAAAACAUUACUGAUGUUAUUCAUGUAUGCAUCAGCUUUCUAUGCAAUUGGUUAAAGGCAUAAUUAAAACAAAACAGCAUUCCUCUACAAAUGUGAUAUUGAAUUAUCACAAAAGUCAUUUAUUAUCUAUUAAUCAGAUUUUACAUUUUUUAAUCCACCACAAUCAGAUGGUGGGUUGUUCAAAUUGUCUUGUAUCCGUUGUUUCAUUUUUCUAAUAUAGUUUGAUUUUGGGACUUGUCGGAAAAACAAUAUGGCUUCCUGAUGGUCAUCAUGGAUUUUCAUAAUGAAAGUUUGUUAUCCAUAUGUGAGAAAUACAGGAGGAAUGUUCCUCAAAUUUCCUGUGUGGAUUACACUUACUCCUUAGUUGUGCAAUUCAGAAGAAAAACUAAAUGGUCGAUAGACUGUAUCUUGGAUUUGACAGUGCAAGAUUGUUAUUGCUAUUUCUAAUAGGAAUUUUCAACUCUUACAUAAUUCAGAACAAAAACACAGGAAAGAAGAGAAAAAAAUGGCUAAAGAACAAAUAAAGGUGAAAAAAUGUUGGGCAUCAAGAUUUCGGUAAGAUCUCUUGUUUAUCAUUUAAAUUCCAUUAUUAUCAAUAUUUAUGAGGCCAGCAUCUUUAUGUAACACAUAUUGCAUUCCGUUUGGGUCAAACAGCUAAAAUAAUUUUGGUUGUAUGAAGUGUCAAUCAUGUGUUAAUCAUUGUGGUUGUAUGAAGAAUUAAACAGGUGAAAUCAAUUUGGUUGUAUGAAAUCUGAAACAGCUAAAAUCAUUAUGGCUGUAUGAAGAGUCAAACAUUUAAAAUCAUUAUGGUUGUAUGAAGUGUCUACUGUUAGACAGACUUCAGGUGGAACCUCGGAGAUUUUGUGAUUCUUGUAAUAAUGUAAGUGUAAUUAAUUUGGCGGAAUCAAAUUUUAGUGUAUUAUCACUUUCAGGCAGAUAUUCACAAGGAUUAAUAAGCACGUUCACAAUAAUUUUUACUUUAAAAACAGAUUGGAAUUUCAAUUAGCACUUUCAUCUGAAGAUCUGAGUGAAUUUUCAAAUGUUUUGGUACGAAUAAUGAAGAAUGAAUCAUAGUUAUAUCGGUUGAUGUCAACUUAUUUUUGCCAAGUAUCUAAUACAAG